AUGUCCAACCUUUACAAGCAGACUGCCGGCGCCAUUAAGGAUGCCAUUAAGGAUGCCAUUGGAAGCAUGGUGGGCAACAAUGAUCUCGCUGACAAGGGCCGCAAGCAGUGGGCCGAGGGCGAGGGCAAGCAGAAUAUGCGGGAGACUCAGACUCGUCGUGAGGAGAAACCCUUAACAUGCACCGCGCUGGCGACUCUGCUAACAAUCAUGGAUGCCAAGGACAACGCUGCGUACCACAACAAGCUUGUCAAGGACAAUGCCAGGUCCGGGUUUUAAACACACAUCGCUGCUGUAAUUUGAAAACACGAAUCAUUUGUAUAAUUUUUGUGUGUUUCAAAUGUUUUUAUAUAAAAAUUAAAUUGACAAUAUUUAUCGACCAACAUUGAUGCCAAAAUAUG
Molecule: messenger RNA, 398 nt
Organism: Kickxella alabastrina
Lineage: Eukaryota; Fungi; Kickxellomycota; Kickxellomycetes; Kickxellales; Kickxellaceae
Exons: 2
Coding region: 1-276 (91 amino acids)
Source: RefSeq, a predicted model, not a curated record